Messenger RNA from Armigeres subalbatus, 3274 nucleotides. RefSeq names its product peptidylglycine alpha-hydroxylating monooxygenase (gene Phm). The record is from RefSeq and is a predicted model, not a curated record. Gene Ontology annotation, biological process: peptide metabolic process. Lineage: Eukaryota; Metazoa; Arthropoda; Insecta; Diptera; Culicidae. The transcript is spliced from 7 exons. Gene Ontology annotation, molecular function: copper ion binding; oxidoreductase activity, acting on paired donors, with incorporation or reduction of molecular oxygen, reduced ascorbate as one donor, and incorporation of one atom of oxygen. The coding region runs from base 473 to 1549 and encodes 358 amino acids. Gene Ontology annotation, cellular component: extracellular region; membrane.
CUCGCAUCAGAUUACUUUUGAAUCCAGCACGGUCAAGACGCGAAACCUCGCAAUAAAGUGCAACGCAAGUGUCAAGUUUGUCAUCAUUGGGUGCAUUUCAUGAGGAUAGAUUUUAGAUCCAUUUCGCUUGAGGAAAUAGUUUUGCACUGUAAAUUGUAGCAACGUCUGCCGUGCGGAAGGUUUAGCUACGUUGGCAAAAUAGCUUCAAAUUCCCGGACGAAUGGAGGAUGUGUGAAUCGCCAGCUUGUGGAAGUAGUGCUAAUUAUUUUGUGAAUGGUCCAGUGAUUCCCUGAUGGUGGUGAAGAAUAGAGUUAGCUGCGAAGUGCAGAAAGAGCUUCUGUCGAGUUUGUGAAGAAGUGUUUUAGCAGUACAAGUGUGGGAAAAUUGAUCAUAAAUUGCCCAAAAGUUCAAGGUGUUCUUUGUGGGAAAACGUCACACUGGUUCGAAAGUAUUGAGUUUAUCACCCAAAAAUAUGCAAACCAGGUUGGAACACUUCCAUAUGGUAGCAUCGGCUCUGACGGUUCUAUCUGUUGCGUUGCUGCUGAGGCUUGCCAAUGGAUUAUCGGAGUCUAGCAGCACGACCACGGUGGGACGAUUCCCAUUUUUGAUGCCAAAAGUUAUUCCAUACAAGCCCGAACUGUACCUCUGCACACCAGUCAAGGUGGAUUACACUAAGAGCUAUUACAUAGUGGGCUUCGAGCCUAACGCCACGAUGGCAACCGCCCAUCACAUGCUACUGUACGGUUGCGGAGCGCCCGGAUCCGAAUCGGCAGUGUGGAACUGCGGUGAGAUGGCCAAAAGUGAUGACGUAAAAGAGGAAACGGGUAGCCCGUGCGGGGCCGGAUCAUCCUCGCAAAUCAUUUACGCGUGGGCCCGUGACGCACCGAAGCUGGAACUGCAGGACGGCGUAGGUUUUAAAGUGGGACUGGAUUCGCCCAUCAAGUACAUAGUGCUGCAAGUUCAUUACGCUCAUAUUGACAAAUUCAAAGAUGGUACCACUUAUGACGACUCCGGAAUAUUUCUGCACUAUACUUUAAAACAAAUGAACAAACAAGCGGGCGUACUGCUGCUCGGCACUGGUGGUUAUAUUCCUCCCAAUCAAGUAGAACAUAUGGAAACCGUUUGCAACAUUAGCGAAAAUAAAACCAUUCACCCGUUUGCCUAUCGGACCCACACGCACAGCUUGGGCCGAGUGGUUUCCGGCUACCGGGUGAAGGUCGACGAGCAAGGCCAGAACCAGUGGACACUGCUGGGCAAACGAGAUCCCCUGACUCCGCAGAUGUUCUACCCAGUGGAAAGCACCGAACCCAUCCGCCGAGGGGACCGUCUUGCUGCGCGGUGUACAAUGGAAAGCAAUCGCAGCACCAUCACAAAUAUUGGUGCUACCAACAAUGAUGAAAUGUGCAACUUCUAUCUGAUGUACUACGUCGAGAACGACGAACCAUUACAAAUGAAGUACUGCUUCAGCAGCGGUCCUCCGUAUUUCUACUGGCACAACAAGGAUACCGAGCUCAACAACAUUCCAGAUUAUGACGCAAGUCACCUGUAAAUUAUGGAUUUCAAAGCAAACCUCCUCAUCUACAACCACAAAUCACAUGCACUGAGCAAUGCGCUCUGAAAAGGGAGAGAGCAUCACAAAGCACACAUCAUCUUACAUCGUAAAUUAUAUUUAGAUACCUGUUUAGAAACUAAACACUAGAAGAGGGCAGCUAAUGUGUAUAAUACAACAAACAGAAAAAGAGCUACUAUAACAGUUAAAUUUUUAAACUUAUCAUGAACAAGAGACAAGCUUGACAAAACGGAAAAAAAAUCACUCUUUCGAACCAUAUCAGAUAAAAGGUUUUAAAACUAGACACGGAGCUCGAAAAGCACAUGUUACAAAAGAUGAGUGUAUGGACAGAAGGCAAAGGAUCACAUAUAGAGAAUAUAAAAUCCUUCUCAAUUUUUUCAGCACGCUUUAGUCUAGUCACAAAUUAAGCAUUUUCAGAAAUGUUGUAGAUCUGCUAAAAACAUACAAAUUCAAAGUAUCUCCGGAUGAGCCGACAGCGUAAUAAAGUAACGUUGGCAACCGAUUAUUAGUAUAUAUUUUUUUGAAUAAUAUUAUUUAUUGCUGCGCUGCGUUGUCACAUGUAAUAGAUUUUUAAGCAUACAUGUUUUGUAAAAGGCGGGUAAAGUUUGUAGGCAAAUCAAAAGUGGCAAAUAAUAUCGAUGGUACAAGAGAACGCUGUGAAAUGAAUUUGUUUAAAUGAUUGUUGCAGAAAUGUUUAUCGUGCAGUACAGAGAAUGAAACUUUUUGUGCUACUUAAUACUAUUUAUGAACAGGAGACUGGACUCUGGGAUACUUAGGCUUGUUACGUUUAUAUUAAUUUUUUGAUAGAUCUUUUCGUUAAUCAACAGUCGACAAAUCGACCUUUGCUGUGAAAUACAAGAAAAAACAAUUUCAGGAAUUGGAUUGUGCAUGUACUUAAACUGCAUUCUUAGGUAUGCUUCAACUUAAAACAUGCCAGGUGUGUUACACCUUUGUCAUCCCCCUGAAACGUUAUCGUAAAUCAUUAGAUAUUAGCAAGGACAGGUUCAAUUAUACAGAAAACACAUUUUUAUCACAAAAGCAUGAAAAAGGUAGCAAAAGUAUGUAAUUUUAAUACAAAGAGACUCACAAGUUAUAUCUAUCGGUGUAACCAUAAUACAACAUUCCUUAUGAGUUAAUAUGAAACUGAAUCAUUCCAUGUUGUAACCUGAACCCCCUGAUAGCAUUUUCCACCGUGAAUCGUGUGAAAAGCAAGUGCAUGCAAGUGCAAAGUGCUUUCAUUGAAGAAAAUCCUAAUACAACACACACAUAAGAUAGAGAAUAAUAAUUAAAGCAGUCUCGUUUCCCUUCAGUUUCCUUAACAAAGUAGCAGAAAGUCUGUACCAUAAUCGGAAACUGAAAAGCGAGAAAACCUUUGCAAGAUCCUCUUAAUUGUGACAUAAUUUACCAUUACUAAUUAUUGUUCGGAUAUUGACAAAAAAUCAUGUCUGGUAUGGGAUUUGACUAUAAAAACCUCCAAUAUAUUAGAGAAGUGUGUAGAAGGGCCAACUUAAUGGAUAAGGCCUGGAAAUUGUUUGAAUCGAAAGUAUGUGUAAUAAAAAUCUUAUAUACAUACACACACUAUAAAAAAAACUAUGGGAUAUACAACAUUACCAUAACAAAAUAGACAGAUCUAUAUAUGAUAACAAGCAACAAAGUGUAUGAGGCACAAUAAAACAAAAGAAACUAGUAUUCAUAUUCUUAAAA